Molecule: messenger RNA, 2456 nt
Organism: Phycodurus eques (leafy seadragon)
Lineage: Eukaryota; Metazoa; Chordata; Actinopteri; Syngnathiformes; Syngnathidae
Gene: cpdp
Product: CPD photolyase
Exons: 10
Coding region: 114-1703 (529 amino acids)
Biological process (GO): photoreactive repair
Molecular function (GO): deoxyribodipyrimidine photo-lyase activity
Source: RefSeq, a predicted model, not a curated record
CCAGCUCACGCGGCAUCAUCGUGUACAGUGGACAUUACAGCUAGCGCAGUGUAUUUAUUUCAUUGAAUUCUAAUUCAUUCUCGACUUCUUUUGUGACUUCCUUUCCACCGUGUAUGAGGCAUUGUGUCACGAGGAACUCAUUGUUCUCCUUCCUGACCAAAUCAUUUGCUACCAUGUCGGACAAAAAGCGCAAAGCAACCUCUGCUACUGCUCAGCCCAGCGCCAAGCAGCAGAAGUUGGCUUGCACCAAGGAGGCCAAGAAGGAGAAGGCAACAGGCUGGCUGCAAGACCUUGUCAAACAACACAGGUCCAACAAUAAGGACAUGAAAGUCAACAAGAAACGUGUUCGAUUGAUAUCAGACGCGCAACAGACAAAGCAGGACUCGGAAGGGGUCCUCUACUGGAUGCUUAGGGACCAGAGAGUACAAGAUAACUGGGCAUUGAUCCACGCCCAACGCCUGGCCUCGAAGAAGAACCUGCCUCUUCACGUCUGCUUCUGCUUGUUUGCCCCCAAAUCCGAGCUGUCCACCCUGCGACAUUACAGCUUCAUGCUGAAAGGUCUGGAAGAAGUUGAAAAGGAAUGCAAAUCUUUAGAUAUCCAGUUCCAUUUACUGUCCGGCUCUGCAGGAAAAGUGCUGCCUGGCUUUGUAUCCAACCGUGGCUUUGGAGCGGUUGUGACGGACUUCUCGCCCCUCAGGGAGCCUCUGAAGUGGUUGGACGAUGUGAAAAAUAGUCUUCCAGAUGAUGUUCCACUCAUUCAGGUUGAUGCCCACAAUAUUGUUCCAUGCUGGGUCGCAUCUCCUAAACUUGAAUAUGCUGCUAGGACAAUGCGGGGAAAACUUACAAAACUUUUACCGGAGUUCCUCACUGAUUUUCCCAUGGUUGAGAAGCACCCCUACACAGCGACCAAAAAAGCCAAUCCAGUAGAAUGGGCCAAAACCUUGGCCUCCCUGCAGGUUGACCGAACCGUGGAUGAGCCAGAGUGGGCCCAGCCAGGCACCAUGUCGGGAAUGGCCAUGUUGGAAUCCUUCAUCGACGUUCGCCUGAAACUGUUUGGCACUCAACGUAAUGACCCCAAUGCUGCUGCGCUCAGCCAACUCUCCCCUUGGAUUCGCUUUGGAUACCUGUCCGCCCAGCGUGUGGCACUGCAAGUCCAGCACGGAGGGAAGAACGCCAGUCAAUCGGUGGCGCCCUUCAUCGAAGAGCUGGUGGUGCGCAGAGAGCUAACGGACAACUUCUGCUUUUACAACGACAAAUACGACAGUGUGGAAGGCGCUUACGAAUGGGCUCAAAAGAGCUUGAAAGAUCACGCCAAGGACAAGAGGCCUUAUCUGUACACCCGAGAGCAACUGGAGAAAGCCAAGACGCAUGACAAGCUGUGGAAUGCGGCUCAGUAUCAGAUGGUCUCUGAGGGCAAGAUGCAUGGCUUCCUGAGGAUGUAUUGGGCUAAAAAGAUUCUCGAGUGGACUUCUUCACCAGAGGAGGCGCUCUCCAUCGCUCUCUACCUCAACGAUCGCUACGAGCUGGAUGGCCAGGACCCUAACGGAUUUGUGGGUUGUAUGUGGUCUAUUUGUGGCACCCACGACCGAGGAUGGGCAGAGAGACCUGUUUUCGGAAAGAUCCGUUACAUGAACUACAAAGGCUGCCUUCGCAAGUUUGACGUUCCCAAGUUUGAGAAAAAAUACUGUCCCAAAGGUCUUUGAGCCCCUUCAAAAGCUCGUAGAAAACUGCAGAAAGCUUAUUUGAAGCUGCAUGUUCUGUUUCGAUUUUUCUCCAUUUUACUGAGUUAGAGAGCAUUUUGAUAUGUUGUGAAAUGCAGGUGAAAACUGUUGGUGCUAUUGUUUCAUACAAAUUUUCAUUUACUUGAAGUGUCAUACCUAUAUCUACUUUAUCCAUCUUCUGAGCCGCUUAUCCUCACAAGGGUCGCGGGAGCGCUGGAGCCUUUCCCAGCUAUCAUCGGGCAGGAGGCGGGGUACACCCUGAACUGGUUGCCAGCCAAUCGCAGGGCACACAUAAACAAACAACCAUACGCACUCACAUUCACACCUGGGGGCAAUUUAGAGACUUCAAUUAACCUACCAUGCAUGUUUUUGGGAUGUGGGAGAAAACCGGAGUCCCCGGAGAAAACCCACGCAGGCACAGGGAGAACAUGCAAACCCCACACAGGCGGGGCUGGGGAUUGAACCCCGGUCCUCAGAACUGUGAGACAGACGGUCUAACCAGUCGUCUGCUGUGCCGCCUAUCUACUUUAUGUGGACCAUAAAAACUUUGUAUUUUGAUAGUAACGUGCAGGCCUUAACAUUCGUUUCUCAGCAGAAACAAAAAAACAAUUAUUAUGAGUGCUGAAAUGUGGGGUGGUGGCCUAAUACAUUUCGUAAGGAGUAUAUAUGUAUUUUUUUUAAAUUUUUCCUCAUGUUGGUUUUCUGUUGGAAGACUAAAAAAGUAUUUUUAAAAAC